AUCUUUUCUUUAAAAUAAGCAACUUUAAGAGCUGAUGAUGCUUGAAUAGAAACUGGGCUCUCUUCAGUUGAAGUCAUUUUGUGCUGAUCAUCAAGAGGGAUUAGUGUGGUCAGAAGCUUGGAUUCUAUCACUGCCUUCACUGCUGAAGGAUCUGGAAACAUAUCGAACUCUGAGAGAACUUCAUAACUCUUGCGUUUCCUCACGACUGUUGUCUUUCCAAUUUAAUUUUAAUUGAAAUUGAUAUAGUAAUUCUGCUUUUGAACUCUACACCCCCAAUGCAUACAUUCUUGCAUACUACCAUAGGACAUGGCUUCUACCCUUGAGUUGAACAGAAGCUUAGCUGACUUCAAGUCACUGCUUGUCUAGGAUAUGAUUGUUUAGUAUAAGAACUGAAAAUGGAAUCUCUUGCACUGUUGCACCUUUUGUUUUUCUUAGUUAGAUGUUUGAAAUAAAGUGUUGCCUUUAUUUGUGGUUUAUGCAAUGACUGCUCAUCCUGAGUGAGCAAUCUGUUAUCUUGCGUCGCAUGGUUUUGCUGGGGUACGGGUAACCCCUUGCCACAUAUAAGCUGCGAAAACACUGGCUCCAUCAACUGUGAAGCUGUGAGCUGGUCAUGCUAGUUUUCUGUACUAAUGAUCAUCUGUGUUGAUAUGUUGCUUAAUUUGUUUUUUUUUUCCUCUGAUUUUUGGUGAAGUGAGAAAGAGAUUGUGAACUAUCAUGACCUGAUAAGCUUGACAUGUACUCAUCAACUUAAGGACAAUAAUGCAGGUAUAAUUCACCAUUACACCAGUUCUUUUUUCGGUUGUUGUUGAUAAUUUUCUAAUCUAUACCAAUGCAGAGGUCUUGUACAGUAAUGGAGAAUUCUGAUACUUUAGGAUGUCUUUUUUGUUCGUAUAUUUAGUUAUUCAUGAUUUGUUAAAUUAUUCUGAUCUGAAAUUCUCAGGACUGUAACGGAAAACUUGGGUUAUAGAUACACAUGUCUCUUUCCUUAAGGUUGUCAUAAUACUACAGACAGUCUCAUUAUUUGUUCCCAUUUAUUUAGGCAUGGAAACCUUGGUACUAUGUGGGAGAAUUCUACUUAGCUGUUUCAUUAAUUUGUUUUGUUUGUACAGACGUGAUCACCAUUUUGUUUGUCGUUUCUUUCAACGGUCAUAGAUCACUUGCUCAAAUGCACUGGUUUGUACCUCUUGGGCUAUGACAGAGCGCUUCAAUUAAGCUCUGAGGUUUCUGCUUCACUAAUUUUCUUGGCAUAUUUGUCUAUAUAGUGAUCAUUUGAUGGUGCUAAAUUUUUCUGGGGUGAAAAACUUGGAAAUUUUACAUGCUAACUGGAUCUCCCCUGAUAAUCUAUUCAGUGCUUCUCAUUUUCCUUUUUAUUCUUGCCACAUGAUUAAAAUAUUGAAUCAAAUUCAUUUUAAGGAUUUGCUCAUCAAAUAACAACAAUCUGCUCAUGGUGUUGAUAUUACUUGCAAGGACAUUCACAGGAUUUGUUUUAAAAUUUUGGAUUUAGAUGAUUACUCUCAAGCAUGAAAACCAUGCCUAGGUUUUCUCCCAAAAACAUAUUCUCCAAAAGGAAACAAAGAACAUACAACAAGGUUCAAUGGUUGAAUUCCAUGAAUAGAAAGCAUUAAAUGUGUCCUCGUGAUUACAUUGCUGUCUUUCCAUUUUAAUAUUAAUGAUUAAUUAAUUCUCUAUAUUGAAGUCCUUUCUUCCAGUUAUAUAAAGAUGAAGGCAUACACCUUAAGCACACAACCAUAGCUAAUGGCUUCUGUCCAGGAGUUGAAGAGGAGCUUUGCGGAUCUGAAGUAUUCCAUUGCUCGGGAGAAAAUCCUGAAUGAGGUGUUCGAUCAACUGUACGAGGAAGGAUAUGAUUUUGCUUCAGAAACGAUAACUCUUUUCCAUUCUGAGGCUGAGAAAUCACUGACUGAACUGACUGCGAGGCUGGACCAAGAGAUUGUGAACUUUCAUAUGCUCGAGGUGGUUAUUAAUCGUCUGAAGGGAAGCGGCCUUAUCAUUGGAGCUGCCCGUUUGGCCGAUGCUUGUUUGACCAUGGCCACCUACUGUGAUGCUUCUAACAAACAAGGGUGUGUGGUCUCUCUCAACCAUGUCAAAGAAGAGUACCAGCUUCUAAUGAGCAAGAUUGAAAGCAUCCGUAAGCUGGAGAAUGAAAUCAUUGCUGCUGGAGGCUCUAUUUGAUGGUGCCCUUAGUGUGGCUUCAGGAAACUAGCAAAAUAAAGGUGUUGCUUUGUUGUAUGCAUACACAAGUGCUAUUCCUUUGUAUGCAUGAUCUAUUGUUCGGUGUCCAUCAACAUAAUUAAU
This is a messenger RNA of Dioscorea cayenensis subsp. rotundata (Guinea yam), 2313 nucleotides long. Its product is annotated as histidine-containing phosphotransfer protein 1-like. Gene Ontology annotation, molecular function: protein histidine kinase binding; histidine phosphotransfer kinase activity. The transcript has 6 exons. Gene Ontology annotation, cellular component: nucleus; cytoplasm. NCBI's taxonomy places the organism in Eukaryota, Viridiplantae, Streptophyta, Magnoliopsida, Dioscoreales, Dioscoreaceae. The coding region runs from base 1756 to 2190 and encodes 144 amino acids. The record is from RefSeq and is a predicted model, not a curated record. Gene Ontology annotation, biological process: phosphorelay signal transduction system; phosphorylation; cytokinin-activated signaling pathway.